This is a messenger RNA of Verticillium dahliae VdLs.17, 1821 nucleotides long. Its product is annotated as Naf1p. Bases 1 to 1821 code for a protein of 606 amino acids. Gene Ontology annotation, cellular component: sno(s)RNA-containing ribonucleoprotein complex. Gene Ontology annotation, biological process: pseudouridine synthesis; box H/ACA snoRNP assembly; ribosome biogenesis. Lineage: Eukaryota; Fungi; Ascomycota; Sordariomycetes; Glomerellales; Plectosphaerellaceae. The record is from RefSeq and is a predicted model, not a curated record. The transcript has a single exon. Gene Ontology annotation, molecular function: RNA binding.
AUGUCUGGCUUCACGAUCCCUGGCUUGGGGUUCGCGAAACCCAAUGAGACGCUCCCCCCCCUCUCUCCAGAGACUUCCGGCACGGCCACGAAUACCCAAGACACAGCCUCGCCUUCCACAACAGCGAGCGCCUCAGAAGCAUCAAAGGCUCCUGUAUCCGAUCAUGCAUCUGCGGCCGCCUCCACUUCUGGCCCCGGCGCCAGUGCCGACGCCAUGAACAUCGACAACCCCGCCUCACCUCCCUCCCUUACGAGCGCCCUCGAAGCCGCCCUCGGCACCGCUGAGCCCAUAACCACCGACCAAGACGACACAGCCGCUGCUGCCGCCGCAGCCGCCGCCGCAGCCGACGGCGCUCUCCUCGAAGCGACGCUGCAGCGCCCCCAACAACCGGGCGAGUCGGCCCACCCCGAGUGGGAAGAAGACUCGUCCCCCUAUGAAUCCUCCUCCGACUCGAGCUCCUCCGACUCCUCUUCCGACGACGACGACGACGACAAGGAACCGUACGAGCUCCUCGGCGUCGAGGAGACGGCGCGCAUGCUCAUGGAAGCCGGGUCGGACGACGAAGGCGACGGCUCCAAACCGGGCGCCUCAGCCGGGAUCCGCUCCAAGAACGAGGUGGCCGUGGAGCCGGUGCCCAAGCCCGACGUGACCAUCACGCCCGACAUGAAGGUCGAGGACCUCGGCGUCGUCGAGCAAGUCGUCGAGACCAUUGUCGUCAUCCGCGGCUUCACGCCGGGCGAGUACCAGGUCCUCGACACGGGCUCCGUCCUCUGCACCGAGGACCGCGCCGUGUUUGGCGCCGUCGCCGAGACGAUCGGCAAGGUCCUGCAGCCCAUGUACACGGUCAUGUUCUCGUCGGCCGAGGACAUUGCGGCCGCGGGGCUGACGGCCGGCACAAAGGUGUGCUACCCCGUCGCGCACGCCAAGUACGUCUUUACGCAGCCGCUGCGCAACGUCAAGGGGUCCGACGCCUCCAACAUACACGACGAGGAGGUGGCCGAGGACGAGAUGGAGUUCUCCGACGACGAGAAGGAGGCCGAGCACAAGAAGCAGAAGAAGAUGGCCAAGCGCGAGGCGCGCGGCGGGCGUGGCGGCGGCGGCGGCGGCGGUCGCGGCGGUGCCGGGUCCAGCAGGGACCCGCACCCGCUCCGCAACGAGGUCAAGGCGGACACGACGAUGGGCGGGCUGAACUACGACGACGAGGAUGACGGUCCGUACAAGCCGCUGGCGCGGCCGGCGAGCUUUGGUCAGGGUCCCCCGAUACAGCAAGGGUUCACGCAGGAGCCCGAGCCCGGAUCGCGCCAGGCCAAACACGGUGGCCGUGGCGACUUCCGAGGACGUGGGCGGGGUCGCGGCGACAGGGGACGGGGCGAUCGCGGCCGGGGAAGGGGACGCGGCGGAGGUCAGCACCGUGGAGACGGGUACUCGCAGGGACCUUCGGGUCAGAGGACACAGCAUCAGCAGCAGCAGCACCACCAACAGCAGCAGCAGCAGCAGCAGCAGCAGCCACAGCAGUCCCACCCACGCGGGCAGUGGAAUGCUGGCGCCUUCCAAGCGCCAGCCCAGCCGCAAGCCUACGCACCGCCGCCGGCCGCGGCAGCGCAUCCUUUCAGCUUCGCAGGCAUGCCGACACCGCCACCUGCGCAAGGUGGCGGGUUCCCGGCCGCGCCGCCGCCGCCACCACCUGGCUGGCCGGGCGCGCAGCAGAAUGCGCAGGGCGCGCAAGCGGCGCAGUUCAGUCCCGCCUUCUUCGCGGCGAUGCUCGCGCAGAUGCAGCGGAGCCAAGGCCAGAAUGGACAGCCGCCGCCGCCGCCGCAGUAG